AUGACACUGCGUAGGAGCCCAAGACUACGCGCUUUCAAUUCAAAGUCACUUGGCAACCAAGCCGACAACCAAAAUGCCAACGAGAAACCGAAGUCAAAAAGAAAAAGGACAUCAAGCAAGACAGGGGCCAAAAAGGCUAAAGAAACAGCAUCACCUGUCGCGAAUGUGAUGAGUUUACCAAGAAAACUUGAAUUUGAUGCUCUCAAAAAAUAUCGGCAUGUUUUGUCUAUCGACGAAGCGGGGCGAGGACCACUUUGCGGUCCAGUUGUAGCCGCUGCUGUCAUAUAUCCCAAAGGUCAGGUGUCUCUAGAUGGAAUUAUUGAUUCAAAGAAGGUAAGAACCGAGGACGCGCGAGAGCAACUUUAUGAGAGUUUAAUUGCACUCCCCAACAUUCGCUGGGCCGUGUGUGUUAUCGAUGCAAAGAGGAUUGAUGAGAUUAAUAUUUUGCAGGCCACGCUCGAGGCAAUGAGGACGACUGCUAUUGCUCUAACGGGAGCUUCGGACCUAACCAUCAGGCAAGUGUCUGAAGCAUCAGUUAAUGAAGAGGGGUGUUACGUCGUGACCUCGAAUACCCAUCAAAAAGGGGGAGACGAUACGCCCAGUUCCGACUGCAAAGAGUACUUUGCUCUCAUUGAUGGCAACAAAAUACCAAAAGAUAUGCCUUGCGAUGCAGAGUGUGUGGUAAAGGGCGAUGGUAGAGAAUUCUCGAUUGCUGCCGCCUCGAUUUUGGCCAAAGUCACCAGAGAUAGGCUGAUGAUUUCGUAUGAUGGAAUCUAUCCUAUGUACGGUCUUUCCCGCCACAAAGGCUACCCUACUGCAGCCCACGUUGCUGCUAUCAAAGAAAAUGGGAUUUCGCCAAUUCAUCGGCGAACGUUUGCACCCAUCAAACAUAUGGAUCUCGGAGACGAAUGA
Cylindrotheca closterium is the source of this 912-nucleotide messenger RNA. The record is from the annotation of a GenBank genome assembly. Lineage: Eukaryota; Bacillariophyta; Bacillariophyceae; Bacillariales; Bacillariaceae.